Didymodactylos carnosus is the source of this 273-nucleotide messenger RNA. Lineage: Eukaryota; Metazoa; Rotifera; Eurotatoria; Philodinida; Philodinidae. The record is from the annotation of a GenBank genome assembly.
AUGAAGCUGGAGUUCUUUUCAGAUGGAACAGCAAGUCAGUUCAGACAACGGUUUAUGUUUCAUGGUCUUGCUCAGUUAGCUUGUGAUUAUUCAAUUAAUUUGAGUUGGAAUCUUUUUGCUACAUCACAUAGUAAAGAAGUUGUAGACGAUCUUGGCAGUAGUAUUAAACGUCUUGUCUGGUCAGCGGUGUUCGGAGAUACUACCUGUACAUCGGCAGAAGAUUUUGGUCGUAUGUAUCGCAAAACAGAAAACAAAACAAAUAAUUCUUAUUGA